This is a messenger RNA of Rotaria sp. Silwood2, 1017 nucleotides long. The record is from the annotation of a GenBank genome assembly. Lineage: Eukaryota; Metazoa; Rotifera; Eurotatoria; Philodinida; Philodinidae.
AUGCCAACUAAUAUAAUUCCUGUCAUUGAUAUUAAAUCAUUAGUUCAAUCAAAUAAUAAUGAACAAAAAUUGAUUGUUGCAAAAUCAAUACGUCAGGCAUGUGAAACAUACGGUUUCUUUCAAAUAAUAAAUCAUGAUGUGCCUCAAAAUCUCAUUGAUGAUAUGACAAAUGAAUCAUUUCGUUUUUUUCGUUUACCAUCUGAUGAUAAGUUAAAGUUUGCUGCUCGUCGAUGGAAUCCUCAAAGUAAAAAUCAAUAUCGUGGAUAUUUUCCAGCAUAUGUCAAUGGAAAAGAAGGCUUAGAUAUAUCAAAUCCAUAUAUGUCUCCAACACAUCCAUACGUACAAGAAAAUGUACCAUUACAUGAAUUGAACCAAUGGCCAACAGAACAAUUAUUAGGUAAACAGUGGAAAAUGACAAUUACACAAUAUUGGGAUUAUAUGUGGCAUUUGUCAGUAAUAAUAAUGCGUGGAAUAGCAUUAGCGUUUGAUUUAAAUGAAAGUUAUUUUGAUAAAUUAAUUGAUGAUACAGCAAAUGGCGGUGCGGGUACCUUAUCAGCAUUGCGUUUGAAUUUUUAUCCAAAACGUGAUGAUUCAAUGCCACCAUUAAUAGGUGAAGAUGGACAAAUACUUUCAUGUGAAACACAUUGUGAUAAUGUUAUUUUAACAAUUCUAUAUCAACAUCAAGUAGGUGGUUUACAAGUUCAAUUAGAUAAUCCAAAACGAUGGAUAAAUGUUGACGUUGUUCCAUAUGCAUUUGUUGUUAAUGCAGGAAGAUGUCUUGAACGUUUGACUAAUGGUCUAUUAAAAGCAAUUAAUCAUCGUGUGACACUACUCAAGCAAGAAAGAUUGUCAAUACCCUUCUUUUUAUCUGCAUGUUAUACAACACCAAUUGUCGCUCUUCCAACGUCUAUAAGUAAAGAAAAUCCACUAAAAUAUGAACCAAUUAAUUAUGGCCCCUAUAUUUUGAAAGCAAUUCAGCAAUUUAAAGAAUACAGAAGAGAUGACAAUACUAAUUAA